AUGAACUCUUUUCCCGAAGAGGCGCUUGAUUUCAUCAUCUCGGAGUUCUCUGCAUCGGAGGAUGGGGAAAGGGAACAAGAUGCGAAGUCCCUUUUCAGUCUAUCUUUGGUCUCCUGCAAGCUUCAUCGGAUUGCCAAACCGUAUUCGUACCAAAAAGUUCAAGUGAACUUCCAAACCGGAUCCUGUUUGCGGCUGAAACAGACUCUAGAAAGACGCUCAGCACUUGCUCAAUAUGUCAUAGGAUUUAGUACCAAAUCCCCACACGAUCAGUACAUAGGCGGUUCUGAGAUGUAUCCAUAUAAGAUAGAAGCACUUCAUGAUAUCAUGGUCAUGUUACCAAACCUGCAAUCUUUCGCAGCUUCGCAGAAAUACGCGCCACACGUUUUAGUCAAUGUGAUCAAGAAACUGCGUCAAAGUGACCAAGCCAGGCCACAUGUAUUUCAGAGUUUCUUGGGUCUGAGAAAUAUCGAUCUGGAUAUAUACAGCUACGACCUCAAGCAGAUUACUCCUAUUCUACAACUCCCAUUAGUGGAAACCCUAGCAUUAUGGAAUCUCAGCCUCACUACCCCUUCAGUGACUUAUAUCGACGAUGGUGAGGAGGAAAAAAGAAGAUCUGCAUGGAGAAUUACAAACACAUCUAUAAAGUCUCUGUCCAUAAGCACUUCGGCACCAAAUGAAGAAGAUCCGAACUUCCAAGCCUUUGCAAACAUCUUCGCCUCGUUAAAGGCCCUCAAGAUGCAUGAGUCUGAGGAGCUUUACGGUGCGGGUAUGUUCCGCUACGUCGUUAAAACCUUUGAGAAAGCCUUCAAAUCCUCACUCAACGAGUUGGAAAUGAUGGACCGAGGUGCCAACGAUGUCAAUGAAUCAGAAGGUUCGUUCUCGAGUCAACUUGAGCACCCGUACCUAGACGCCCUCAAUAUCCUCAGGAACUCAAAACCAGGGCUUCCAACGAGGCGUAGUACUGUACGAUUGGGCGAUUUUGAGGCCUGUACGGGUGAGAUUUUGUGUACGUUCGUACGACAGGGAGGAGGAGAGAGACGCAAGAUUAAGGUCUAA
Lindgomyces ingoldianus is the source of this 1056-nucleotide messenger RNA. RefSeq lists its product as uncharacterized. The transcript is spliced from 2 exons. The record is from RefSeq and is a predicted model, not a curated record. Lineage: Eukaryota; Fungi; Ascomycota; Dothideomycetes; Pleosporales; Lindgomycetaceae. The coding region runs from base 1 to 1056 and encodes 351 amino acids.